CCGGCCGCUCCCUGGGAUCCACCCCCGGGGGGGGGAGGGGGAGGCAGCGGCGGCGGCGAUGGAAGCGGCGGCGGCGGCCGGAGGGAGCGCUGUGUCCCGGCCAGGCCUCGCCUUUGAGCUGAGGAUCCCUUUCCCAUCAUCAUCAUUGGCCCAGAUUGCGCUGGGCUCCCUGGCCCCUGACCCCGAGCCCCGCAAAGAAGGGAUCAGCAAGGAACUGGAUGUGACGGAGGACAUCUUGCAUGUUCAAUGGAGAGCGGAUGAAGCCCGGAUUCUGCGUGUGUCCAUCAGCUCCUUCCUGGAGCAUCUCUGCUUGGUGGUGGAAACGAUGGACCUCUUUGGGCCUCCUGUGGCUUGAUAGAUGGUUGCAACAGGAAGCUUCCCAAUAAUUUUGGCUGGACUCUGGACUUGCCCAUGGACUACUGAUGUCAGAGGAGGCGCUGAACAUGCCAUCCUUAGAGCCAAGAUGUUGCUUUGUGUUCUGGACAUACUCUUGAACAUUGAUAGAUUUUGUGUGCUGAGAAGCAGGCAAGCAUGGGACUGCCUUGAUAUAAGACAAAGUACAUAGAAUCUGGUGCUCUAAAUAAAUUAUCCAGUGUACUUUA
This is a messenger RNA of Podarcis raffonei (Aeolian wall lizard), 602 nucleotides long. Its product is annotated as EKC/KEOPS complex subunit LAGE3-like. Bases 59 to 355 code for a protein of 98 amino acids. The record is from RefSeq and is a predicted model, not a curated record. The transcript has 3 exons. NCBI's taxonomy places the organism in Eukaryota, Metazoa, Chordata, Lepidosauria, Squamata, Lacertidae. Gene Ontology annotation, cellular component: EKC/KEOPS complex.